Bacillus rossius redtenbacheri is the source of this 3144-nucleotide messenger RNA. RefSeq names its product UPF0764 protein C16orf89 homolog. Gene Ontology annotation, cellular component: cytosol; membrane. The coding region runs from base 5 to 1105 and encodes 366 amino acids. NCBI's taxonomy places the organism in Eukaryota, Metazoa, Arthropoda, Insecta, Phasmatodea, Bacillidae. The transcript is spliced from 7 exons. The record is from RefSeq and is a predicted model, not a curated record.
UGCCAUGACCCGCGCGGGAACGGCAGCGCUCGCGGUGUGCGCCUGCCUCCUGGCCAUAGCCGGCGCCGCCCCCAGCGCCGCCCCCGGCGCCCUACUGGACGACGUCAUGGAGUCGCUGUACCGCGUGAUGCGCUUCCUGCUGGCGCACCCGCAGGACCUCAUAGUGGACACCGUCUUCGGCGUCGUCGUCGCCAAAGGUCAGCUGAGGGGACUGCAGGACCAAGUACCCAAGUACCCGGACAGGUUCGUCUCGACGCCCAGCAGGCGGGUGUACGUCCUUCUGGCGGCCAGACUCCUCGAGACCAUGUGCGAGGAGGUGGCGAUGGUUGCGCCCCCAGAACCUCCCGAGAACACCACUUACAAGAUGAUAGCGGACAGGCUGCUGCAGUUCCAGCUGUGGGAGAUGCGCACACCGAUGCGCAGUGGGAUGCUGAUGGACACGGACGCGUACAGACGCUGGGAGGACCCGUUGAGGAACUACACCCGGGGACGGGCCCUCACGCUGGAGCAGUACGCGACGGUGUUGCUGACCGGGACCCCCAACGAGCUACAGUCGGACCACUGCAUCGUGGAGCUGCUCAACUCGUCCUCCUCCUCCUCCCCCUCCUCCUCCUCCUGCGAACCCUCUGAGGAGUGUCGGCGGAUAGAGGAGCGGGGGCGCAGGCCCACCGGGUACGCCACCACGCACCGCCUGCUCUACCUCCAGAUCGCCCGCCAGGUUGGCUGCGGCGGGUCGCCCUACUUCGCGAACACGGCCUUCAGGAUCGCGGAGCUGUGCGCGGCCAUACUGCGGGAGGCAGAGUUCAUCGCGAGCCUGGGAGUUCCCGCGCCGCUCGAGGACAUCUUCAUAGAGCAGGUGACGCUGUGCGGGAUUGAAGGUUUCGCCGAGUUCGUCCGACCGGAGUGGAUUCGGAAGAUCAUGUCUCUGCAGAGACCCGAAGGAUGCUACGGCGGCGUAGCGGAGAUGACGUCCCGGACAGAAAGCUCGCGCGUAAAACGGAACGACCUGCGGACGGCGCACGGCUGCAUGAUGCACGAGACGGGUCUGGCCGCCGCGGCGCUGAGUCUGUCGGCGCGCGCCCUCGUCGAGAUGCGCGGCCUGUAGGCGACUGCGACUGCGACUGCGACUGCGACUGCGACCGCGACCGCGACCGCGACCGCGACCGCGACCACGACCGCGACCGCGACCGCGACCACGACCGCGACCGCGACCGCGACCGCGACUGCGACUGUGACGGCGACUAAGACCCAUCCUGCAAUUGCACGUAAACGGAUACGUAUCUCCCUGAACAUUCCUCUAUAGCGGCUCUGCUGUUUCCACAGUGCACGGGAACUUACAGACGGCAACGAAUGAUAAUUUACUUUCAAGGUUACGAAAUACUAAAUUAAAUUUUAUAAAAUAUAUAUAUUUAGCCUCCAGGAGCACAGGCACGUAACAAAAAAUAAACGGCAAAGUAACAACAUAGACACUAGGUAUUAUUACACUUGAAUCCAUUUUUAACACAUUUCUAACACAAACAAAAUAUGGCCAACGCCGCUAUUGGUCGCACGCAGCGACGUAAACGCGAGACGUCAAGCAUUGCCGAGCUAAUACGUCUUAGUGCCGUUGUAGAAACUCUGUUCCGUGAGAUUUGUCUACAUUUUUAGCGAUCCGUUUCCGUGUCAUUGUAGAACAAGCUUAGAGCUGAGCUCUUCCGUCUACGUCGCUCCGUGCGACCAAUAGAAGCAGAGUAUUUGGCUGCGGCGGUAGCCAUGUUUGCUUAUGUUCUAAAUAUGUUAUAAAUUGUUACAAGUUUAAGUUUAUUUCGUUUUUUAUUAAUACUUUGUGGUAUACCUACAUAUAUUUUCAUUACACAUAUAAAUUCUGUUCGUGCUAUAAUCUCGAAGCAUAUAUAUUUUAUAUAUAUAUAUAUAUUUCUAAUUAAAUUAAUAUUUUGUAACCUUGAAACGCAAUCUCGUUGCUUGCCAUUUGUUGCGUUUCCGUGCAUUCUGGAUGCAGAAGAGCCUCUAUAGUAGAAUUUUCCGUGAGAUCCGUCUCCGUUUCCAAGCCAUUGUAGAGCGGGCCUAAAGCUGGGUUUAAAAACUACGCAAAGAAAUCAAUAACGCAACACGCAAUUGACGCAAGAAAAUCACAGUUCUUUACGAAGCACGCAAAUCGCAAGAAGUCGCCAACUCUGUAACUUAAUAAUUGUAUAACAGCAUACUUUUCCGGGUUUAUUUUCAUAACUCAUAUUUAUAGUGAAAACAACACACUUUAAUAAUUUUCUUUUCUUUCAUUGUGUGAAAGUUUAAGAACUAUAAAUAUAAUGUCGGUAUAUUAAUUAAACGGACAACAUGGGCUUCUUUACAAAUAAAGUCUGGGUCUUGAAAUGUUUUCGGAACACUUCCCUUCCAAUAUGGCCGUCUGGAAGGCAAGCCAAAACGCAAGAAAGCAGGGAUUUGAACAAUACUUGUCUUGCGUUAUUGCGCUUUGCGUAGUUUAUAAAUACGCACCUUAAAAAACGGUUGCUGUACAUUUUUUCUUCUAGCGUUCUUGAGUAGUUCAUAAACUAGGCCUGGGGCCGGGUUUAUAAACUACGCAUUAAACGCAACACGCAAAAAAAAUAUUUCAAUAAUGACGUCAUAUACCUUAUUAUAAAAUUGCAAGCAUCUGCCAACUUUCAACUUCUUACGUGUUUUGCCUUGCGUUUCCGCCUUCCAUGUUUGAAGCGGAGUGUUCCGAAAACUUCUGAAAACGCAGACGUUAUGCUCAUAGAAGGUAACAAUUUGGUCCUUACGAUACACAUCACGUAUUCGCUUGGUAAACUUUCACAAAGUAUUAAGAAAAAACACUUAAUAAAAUUAUUCUAAAUUCAUUAUUUUAUCUUGAUAAACAUGAAUUAUCUAAAGAAGCACGGUUAGCAAAUUGGGUUUAUACUGUUUUAAAAUCUCAGGUUGUCGGGUUAGAGACGUCUCGUGCCUUCCCUGCUUUAUAAUCGCCCGUGAUUUUAUUGCGUUGUUUGCGUGUUGCGUCGUUGCGUUGUUAUUUUUCCCUUAAAAGGAGAAGGACGUAAGAUAACCUAAGGGGGCGAGAGUGAAUACAUGCGUACGUUGACACACAAUUUAAUGUACAAUUUUAAAUCCAAUAAAACAUGAUCACAACAA